Molecule: messenger RNA, 2407 nt
Organism: Electrophorus electricus (electric eel)
Lineage: Eukaryota; Metazoa; Chordata; Actinopteri; Gymnotiformes; Gymnotidae
Gene: eif4a1a
Product: eukaryotic translation initiation factor 4A1A
Molecular function (GO): ATP binding; nucleic acid binding; RNA helicase activity
Source: RefSeq, a predicted model, not a curated record
CACGUAUUUAGCACAUUUCCGCCAUUCUGCCGUUCUUUGUGAUAAUGUCGGCUCAACAUGAGGACAGACCUAGAGACAAUGGCCCUGAGGGCAUGGAGCCAGAUGGAGUCAUUGAGGGCAACUGGAAGGAAGUCGUGGAUAGUUUUGAUGACAUGAACCUGCGGGAAAAUCUUCUCAGAGGAAUUUAUGCGUAUGGUUUUGAGAAACCUUCUGCCAUUCAGCAGAGGGCUAUUCUCCCUUGUAUCAAGGGUUAUGAUGUCAUUGCACAGGCUCAGUCUGGAACAGGGAAGACGGCCACUUUCGCCAUCUCCAUCCUGCAGCAGAUUGACAUCGAUCAGAAGGCGACACAGGCUAUGGUCCUGGCUCCCACCAGAGAGCUAGCCCAGCAAAUCCAGAAGGUGGUCCUUGCCCUGGGUGACUACAUGGGCGCCACUUGCCACGCCUGUAUCGGUGGGACCAAUGUCCGUAAUGAAGUGCAGAAGCUGCAAGCAGACGUACCCCACAUAGUGGUGGGGACACCUGGGCGGGUCUUUGACAUGCUCAAUCGCCGAUAUCUCUCUCCCAAACAGAUUAAGAUGUUUGCACUGGAUGAAGCUGAUGAGAUGUUAAGCCGGGGAUUCAAGGAUCAGAUUUAUGAAAUUUUCCAGAAGUUGUCUUCAGAUAUACAGGUGAUUCUCCUGUCAGCCACCAUGCCUCAGGAUGUGCUUGAGGUCACGUCCAAGUUUAUGCGGGAUCCUGUGAGGAUCUUGGUCAAGAAAGAGGAGCUGACCCUGGAGGGUAUCCGUCAGUUCUACAUUAAUGUGGAAAAGGAGGAGUGGAAACUGGAUACUUUAUGUGAUCUGUACGAGACUCUGACCAUAACCCAGGCCGUCAUUUUCAUCAAUACCCGUCGGAAGGUGGAUUGGCUGACCGAGAAGAUGCAUGCUAGAGAUUUUACCGUUUCUGCUUUGCAUGGAGACAUGGACCAGAAAGAGAGGGACUUGAUCAUGAAGGAGUUCCGCUCUGGAUCCAGUCGUGUCCUCAUCACCACUGACCUGCUGGCUCGUGGCAUUGAUGUGCAGCAGGUUUCCCUGGUCAUCAACUAUGACCUUCCUACUAACAGGGAAAACUACAUCCACAGGAUUGGCCGCGGUGGCCGUUUCGGCAGAAAGGGUGUCGCCAUUAACAUGGUGACGGAAGAUGACAAGCGCACACUCCGGGACAUCGAAACGUUUUACAACACCACCGUGGAGGAGAUGCCUAUGAACGUGGCCGACUUGAUCUAAAACCUUUCUCUGCUCCUCCUCUUGCUCUGCCCUUUGUUUCUUUAGCUCCUAAUACUGAAGAGCUUUCCUUUUUUCGUUUCCCUUGUAAUUCCAUUGUCUAACCCCAGUGAGAGCCAGACAUGAUAUCAUUAUCCUUUUUUUUUUUUUUUAAGAACUUCAUGGGUUCUUUUUACAAUUUGAAAUGAUUGACUUCAAGUGAGCCUUAUGCAACGAAGCUAUUCCUUAAACGAGGUGUUCCGUCUGUAAUUUGAACAUGAGCCAUCCGGGGCUUAUUUGUAUUUACGGACUGAAGAGCUUGGCACCAAAUGGGUAAAGUGGACUUGAUUUUGUUUGACUUUCCAUUUUGCCCUAAAUUUUGGCUACUUUAAUAGUUUCUUGAAAAUGUUAUCAUGUUUACAAAGGCUGGUGGGUCUUGUGGCGCCCAUCUUUGCUUUUGGGUGUUUCAAUAUGGAUUCGUCUUGUAUUCCCAGUAUUAACUUGUACUUUCUGAGCAGGGAGUACUGAAGCCCUUGGGUUUUUGCAGUAUGCUUCCUGCCAUCUCCAUUAUAAAGUCCAAAAUCCAUAACUGUUAUUACCAAACUUUUUGGGUUUUUUUGUUUGUUUUUGUUUUUUUUUCCCCCCCUUCGUUCAUUUAAACCACUUGUAUAGUGCUGUUGUGUAGUAGCAUUUUUUUUUUUCCUUCUAAAUAGACAUUUAUCUCCCUGGUGCAGAAGGUGGCAAGGUGUUGUAAGGUGAGGUUACCACCGCAUGGCAUAUUGUAUAGAUUCACUGUAUUAAGUCCUUUAUGUAUUGGGAGUGUUGCUCCAGUAACCUACCUCACCAAAAUAAAUUGGAGGGGUCUUUUGAAGGACCAAACUACAGAUGAUUAAGUAUAUAGAGAUUAUAAUGUUUGUUUGUGAUUUGUUUUUGUUUGGGGUUUUGUUUUUGUUUUUUCCUUUCCUCUAGUUUUGAAGAAAAAUGCCUGUCUUGUGGGUUGGUUUGGGUUGGGUUUACAUUGGUCAGUACUAUUUUUAAAUAAAUUUGUUAAUGAUAAUCUUUUUCAGACAGAAGCCAUGUAUUAAACGUUUUUCUACAUUGGAUUCUGAAUAGUAUUUAUUUUAAUUCUCUUAAAUAAAGGUAUUUCUCCUUUUUAACAAGUAAAA